Molecule: messenger RNA, 6790 nt
Organism: Apus apus (common swift)
Lineage: Eukaryota; Metazoa; Chordata; Aves; Apodiformes; Apodidae
Gene: DCP2
Product: decapping mRNA 2
Exons: 11
Coding region: 92-1381 (429 amino acids)
Biological process (GO): nuclear-transcribed mRNA catabolic process, nonsense-mediated decay; deadenylation-dependent decapping of nuclear-transcribed mRNA
Cellular component (GO): P-body; cytoplasm
Molecular function (GO): manganese ion binding; RNA binding; 5'-(N(7)-methylguanosine 5'-triphospho)-[mRNA] hydrolase activity
Source: RefSeq, a predicted model, not a curated record
GGGGCGGGAAGGGUGCCCGGCCGCUCUCCCCCGGGGCCGGCACCGUCGUCAGAGCCGGCGUAAGGCUGGGCCGGGGAGGAAAAGGCAGAACAUGGAUCGUGGCUUUUUCUUACGGUGUUCAGCAGCCCCUGCUGUUUGGUUUAGGAAGGUAAAACUGCAUUUGCGGUGUCUGCACAGCCGAUUUAUUUUGCACAUUCCAAGUGAAGAGAGAGACAAUGCAAUCAGAGUGUGUUUUCAGAUUGAACUUGCCCAUUGGUUUUAUCUGGAUUUCUAUAUGCAAAACACACCAGGAUUACCUCAGUGUGGGAUAAGAGACUUCGCUAAAGCUGUCUUCAAUCACUGCCCUUUUCUACUGCCUCAAGGUGAAGAUGUACAGAAGGUUUUAGAUGAGUGGAAAGAAUACAAAAUGGGAGUGCCAACAUACGGUGCAAUUAUUCUUGAUGAGACACUUGAAAAUGUUCUUUUGGUUCAGGGUUACUUAGCAAAGUCUGGUUGGGGAUUUCCAAAAGGGAAAGUAAAUAAAGAAGAGGCUCCUCAUGACUGUGCUGCUAGAGAGGUGUUUGAAGAAACUGGCUUUGACAUAAAAGAUUAUAUUCGCAAAGAAGAAUACAUUGAGCUGAGAAUUAACGAUCAAUUAGCACGGCUGUACAUCAUUCCAGGAGUUCCCAAGAACACAAAAUUCAACCCUAAAACUAGAAGGGAAAUUCGGAAUAUUGAGUGGUUUUCCAUUGACAAACUACCAUGCCACAGAAAUGACAUGACCCCGAAGUCCAAGCUGGGGUUGGCACCUAACAAAUUUUUUAUGGCAAUUCCUUUCAUCAGGCCACUGAGGGAAUGGAUUUCCCAGAGGAAUGGAGAUUCCUCAGAUAGUGACAAUGGAUUUUCAUCUACAGGUAGCACACCCUCUAAGCCCAACUUGGAAAAAGCUAGAUCCAAACUUCGCUGUAGUCAGCAGGUGUUUACAGAGGGCCUUUCAGGAGAGCAGUGUAUGAAGCCAAAACAGCCACAGAAGCCAUAUAAUCAUCCUGAGAUGUCUGAAGCUUUGAAAAUAAAGAGUCAGAGCUUGAGGAGCAAUGGCAGAAAACAGUAUCAAGAGACUUCCAGCCAAAAGAAGCGAACAAAUGGAGUCCACAAUCAACCAGUUAAGCAAAAUCAUACUUUGAAAUGUGAAAAAAGGCUUAAUCCAAGAAGACUUCAAGAUAACUUUGAAACAGCAGAUGCAGUGUAUGAGAUGUAUUGUUCCAGUGAAGAUCCACUGCCAGAACAUGUAGAGGGACAUUCUGUGGCAUGCAAUGGCCAUUACAAAUUUGCUUUCUCAUCAAGAGCUUUCCUGAGUUUCAAGUUUGACCAUGAUGCCAUAAUGAAAAGUUUUGACCUCUGACAACAAACAUUAGGAACAAAAAUCAGACUUGCCUGUUGCAAUUGAGGGGGUUUCUUAUCCAGCCUUACUCUUUCUCAGGAGUUUAGUUUUGUUUGUUUGUUUUUAAAUGCAAUGCAGGGACUAACUGGUGGUUUGGAAGGGUUUGUUCUCUUUGCAGUAUGGGAGUGGCAUAAACAAGUGUUGCACUUUAAAUGCAGUAUAGCCUUUGUCCACAAAAGUACCUUUCCAGUGUUCAGUUCACUUGUUCCUAGCUGUGCAUUAGAGGGCAUUCUUUUUUUUGUGUGUUGUUGUUGGUAUUUUUUGUUUGGUUGGGUUUUUUUGUGUGUGUGUGGUUUGUUUUGUUUUUUUUUUAACUUACUGUGUGUUUUGUAGAAUGUCAUUGACUUUUUUUUAAACUGUUGAGUAUAUCAGCUUGGUAAACUUUAACUGCUCUGAUGUAAAUUAUUGGACUUGUUACUCAUUAUCGUGUAGCACAUUGCAAUAUUAUGGCAGUGGCAAUGAAACUGAUUCUCAGAGGACUCCUCUGUCCCAGUGAUUUUGAAACCCAAGUUGCACAUUUCAAACCUAGCCUCAGCCUAUUAUUCUUUCUCUGUCCCACUUGCUUGCCCAAAAUACCUUCCCUCCCUCACACUGGUAGUUUCUGUUGGCUGGAGAUCAGUAGUACUUCGAGUCAGAUCUAUAGCAUGUUUACCUACUCUGCCUCCAUCUUUAGUAAAGAUACACAAACUGGGUAGAACUUAGCCAUUCAAAGUGUCUAGCAUCAACACUAAUGCACUGUGCCCAGCUGGGUAAGAAGAAGUUGCAAAGUUUUGUGUUAUCCCAGUUGCAGCUGCUUUAAAAAAGAAAAGCUUAAAUUUUGUCUUAUGAGAGGUUACUUCUGUAGAAUUUAUACUGAAUGUAAAUAAGCCUCUAUAGAUCUCACUGAGGAGGAAGGCAGGUGCGUGGGUAACAGGAGUAAUUUUGUGACACUAAAUGGCUUAAGCCAGGUUGCAAUAACUAUUCUAAGGAUGUCCAGUAUUCUAUUCUGUGCUGUUGUCCUCAGAUCUUUUGUGUAGUGUAUGCUCUGUAUAUACUCAGUAGUAUUGAAUUGCACUUGCAGUCAGCACUUAAAUUAUGUAGCCUAAGUUUUUUUCAGCUACAACACUUUGUAAGUAAAAUAUGGGGGGAGGGGGGAGAGAAACAGAGUUGAGGUGGCAAAGUGUUGAUUCACCUUCCUGGUUCAAGUAAAGGGGUUUUGAACAUGUGCUUUGCAGUUGAGAGAAAUGCACUGAGAUAACUUGUCACAGCAGCUUGCAGUAGCAAGCAUGUUGUCCCAGACUUAAAAAUGGACUUUUCUGUAAAAUAAAGGUGAGUAAUUGGUAACUGCAUAGGUUGAAUAAACUAUGCCCUUGUCUGAUGACAGUGUGUGCUCAUGCGCUGGGUCUUUAUGCAACUCGUGUCAUCCAAAAAUGAAAUCCUGGUCUUCCUUCAACCACCCUACUUCAUCAGCCCUACCUGAUCUGUUACCUAGUGCUUUUCCGCAGAAAUAGCUUUAGAACUAUCUCCGCGUUUAUUUAUCUGCCAGGCACCAGGUGAUUUGGGAUUCUAAUGCUGUAAUAAGCUGGUGAUAGGAACGCUGAACUUCUGUAUUAGUCAACAGGAGAAGCAGACUGCAGCAUUUCCUUCUGCUGGAGGACAAGAGUCCUGAGGGCCUUGUCUUUCAAGACCAAAUCUUGAAAUAGUUCAAUCUAGCUUUGUCUCUUUUUGUUUGUUGUUGAUUUUGUUGUUGUUGUUUUUGUUUUCUUUUUCAAAAAAGAUAUCCAAAGGCUGUUCAAACCAGUAAAUGGCAAAGAACAGUAAUUAAGAAGGUGGUAUAAUGCUGGAGGAGGUUGUUACUGAGCUUCAGCUGGAAACUGAUCUUUAGUUACUUCUUUAGUGUAAGUAGGUGAUUUCCCAGCAAAAGUGCCUUUACUCAUGGUGAGGCAGAAAUUUGUAUUCACAUCCUGAGGCUGCUACUGCCUGUGGAGUUAACAGGACUCUCUUAAGGCAUGAUUAAAUAUCAGGCUGUGGAAAUCUUUAAUAAGUAAGUUGACUUCUCAGAGGAGUUAGUUAUAUUUCAUCUAGUGCUCUGUGAAAUAAGGGGGAUAUUAAUGAAAGAGUGAACUUGGAGCUUCUGUCAACUGUUUGGGAAAUCAUGUCCCAAACAGAGAAAAUCUUUAGAAUGAAUCAAGUAUGUCCUAUGAAUAGGAUAUGCUGGCUGCCCUGUAUAUUCACUGGGUCAUUUUUUUCUUCUUGGUGAACUGGUUGCUUCAUUAAGCAACCCUAAGUGGGGCUUAUACAAAUAUCAUGAUUUUAGUAAAUCUAGCCUUAAUGUGAGUUGCAAAUAAAUGUGAUAAAUAGGCAAUAACUUUGUAGAAGAGCACUGUUUCUUGUAGUAGCAUUGCUUUCUGCUUUCUCAAUAAGGUUUCUGAAACAAUGUAAGUGUGGUGGCAUGUGAUCUACCUUAUGGGUUCCAACAUGCCCUGCACUGUGAACGUUUUUAAUUGUUUACUAUUGUUUGUGUUUUUAUUUUGUCAUCCUUUUAUAAUUAAGUAUAUUUUUUAGUUUAGAAGUACCGUUUACAUUAUCUUUUGUAAACCAGUGAAGAAAUAACAAGUGAGAUAAAGAGUUUAGUUCCCUGAGUUUUUAUUUUAUGGGAGCUAGACACAGAGAAACAAGUAACUGUUUGCAUGUCAGGCUUGAGAGCUGAUGUCAAGAUACUUGAAAAAUAAACAUUGCUCAGUUUGAGAAUGCUUGCCCGCAAGGGGUUAUUCAUAUUAUUAAUGGUCAUUCAGUGUUCUUGAAAUUGAAGAAUUUAAGAGAUUAAAUAAACGUUUAACAAUAAACCUAUAAAUGUGUGGGUGCUGGGAACCUAAUACUAGUUUGCAGUUUCUAGUACUACAUACACUCCCUGCUUUUGUGUGAGAUAUUUAGCAUCUCUCCACCUUCUCCUUCUCCUGCUCUAAACUUUGAACUCAGACUGAAGAGUUAUUUGCCUAACUGAAGGACUUCUGUGCUGAAAUGCAAUUAACUUCAACUUGAUGUACAUGCAUGCUUUUGAAAGUAGCUGUGUCUUACAUAGCCUGAAGUCUGGAAGCAGUGUACUGGGAAGAAGAGGGGAAAUAGCUUUAUUUAUUGCACAAUCAAAGUUAUUUUUUUAACACAGUGUAAAUUCUUUAGAUCAAACUUGCAUAGAUAGUUUCUAAUAAAAUUUUGAGCCUAGUCGCUGGUCUAAGGUUCCAUGCUGUUCUUCAACCUUCUCGAUUUAAUUUGGUGAUUGGAGAACAAGUUGUGUUUUUCCUUUACCUAUCUGUGGCUGUAAUAAAUGUAACAGUUUUUUUUGAAAACAAGGCAGGCUUUGGGCCUGGCUAUUCCUAACAGACUUGCUCUCAGAUUGUAAAUUCAGGUAAGAAAAUACUUUCUUCAACUUUUAUUUGCUGUAGUAGAGUUGCUUUUUUGAUUUAUAGUUUAUAGCUGCACUCAUGUCAUUCUGGUGUGAAGCACAAGAGUCUACAUUAAAAAUCCAAGCUGUAAUAUCCUGUGGUGCAAGACAGUGCUGCUGCUCUGUGGGUGACUGGCUGUCCAGUUGUAGGGUCAGUGGGCUGUUCAGUCCUCAUCUUCCUGUAUUUAACAAAUUCUGAGCAACAGAGAUGUUUUCAGAGGUAAAGUCAGGUGUCUUCAUCUUUUAAGUAAGGAGGUUACACUCUAAAUGUGUUAGGAAGCUCAGUAUUGAGAACUGGUAGAAUAGUCUCACCUGUUGAUUUAAAAAUCAGUUUAUUUACAAAAAUUAAGUUUUGCAUGGUAAAUGUUAAAUGAUCUGAUGCUUAUACUUGGCUCCAUAAUUUCAGAUUUUUUUUAUUAUUACAAAAUUUCAGCUUUUGAAGCAACCAAAAUUAACAUAUGGUGGAUUUCUACAAACUAAUCUAAGGUGCUUUUACAGUAAAUCAGGCUUCAUAACAUCACUGCUCUUGCAGAAUAGUUUUUUGUUCUUCUGCAUUUAUAGCAAUAGUAUAGUUCAAGAAUUAAAGUAGGCUAAAUACUAGUAUUUGCACUGUUCUUAAUUCUGUACAUAAGCACUGACAGAUGCAGUAGGAUUUUUACUGUGUGCAUUUCACUGUUUAUUUACUAGAUUAUGACUUUACAAGGAAGACAAUAUAUGUAGCAAUGGCCACAUUCAAAAUCAUACAAGAGGAAGUAUUCUUGAUUAGAAGUAGUACAUUAAAAUUAAAUGCUCGGGUUUUAACAUGUCCUUUCAUUGAAAAUGUUUGGUUAAGCUACACUUGACUUACUGUAUAAAUUCAUCUCUACAGAAACUCUUAAGUUGCUGCCAGCUCUGGGAUACUUCUGGGAAGGAAGUAAAAUUCUCUUCAAUUCCUCCUUCAAUACUUGCAGGAAAAAAGAAAGGUUGCUUUUAAGUAGUUAUCAGAAUUUUGCAGGGUACAGCAUGUUUAAAUUUGAAUAGGUUCAUUUUGAAUUUACUGAAAACACUGAGUAAUUUGUCAUUGUUAAGCAUUUGUAUUGUUGAUCAGAGGAACUGGCUUCUAGUUUCCAUUUUGGGUUAUAGUUCAUUGCCUUUAUGGAAAUUAUUACAUCUCAUGAAGCAGUAAAAAAAUUAAAACAAGGCACUUACAGUUCUUUAAGAAUAUAAAUCCUGCAAACUCAGUUCUCUACAACAUGCUUCCCACUGUGAGAAAAAGUUACUUUGCAAAUUUGUUGAAGUGUGUUGGAGCAAAAUCACUGAACUAGGGAGAUGAACCAUUGGUACCUUGCUGUUUGGGUAAAUUUCUGUUAUGCAGGAAAAGUAUGCAAAACUGCUUAAUUAAGAAUUCUCAGCAAAUACUUCUCAAGUCUAUACUUAAGACAGGAUCCUUAAGUAACAUUACUAUGUCUGCAUGGCACUGCAAUAUGUGGAAGCUGUACUUUAGCCCUGAGGAGCAGUUUAGCUGGGUUUGCAUUUAAAACAUUAAAAAGCAAAACAGACUCCACAGGAGGUGGGGUUUUAUUCAUUAAUUUUGGCAUAAUGCUAGAUUGCUAUACAUGUUCCAGGACCCAGGCUUGCUCAGGUAUUGCUGCCCAAAGAUAACGCUUCUCUGUGCAGCAUCGCAUGCCUCGCAGAAAAAUAGGGAGCAGUGUUUUAUUAUAUGGAUCAUGCAUGAAGGGUAAUGGCUUCCUCCUUUUUGUUUAAAGCUCAAGAACUUGAUCUGUUUUCCUCACUGGUAUGUAAGCAGCAUAUUGGUGCUAAUUAAGCAGAAAGUAUGUACAGCUAAUAGGAUUAAAACGUGUAAAGAUACAGAUAUUUCUUUUUCCUAUUUCCAUUCUGUUAUCUGCAAGAAAAGUUUGCAUUAGUUAACUCUUCAAUUUUAGUAAAUAAAAAUCUCUAACCACCUGUAA